GCGGUCUGUCUUGCCCGUGAAUUUCUCCCGAGUUGUAAUCCUUUUCAUUCGAACAUCAUCUCAGGUAUCUGUAGGAUCAGCAAAGAUAUUCUUUCUCUUGAACUCGGUUCGUGUCUUCGAAAGGUAAACAUUGAAGUGCGUGACAUGGAUUUCUCUUAGAGUAAAAAAAAGAAUAUCUUUAAAAGAUCGUCUGCGGAAUAUCUACUUGGUGAAAAACAAUAAAUAUUAGGAAAUCGUUUGGAAAACUAUUCUUAAUGCUAUGAUUCUUUUUUAAAUGAAUUUGCUCUUGUUUUAAUUGUAACCAAAAUUGAUACACUAUGAGUAGUGACAGUGAGUUAGGGGGUCCUUCCCCUUUACCUUCUCCAAUAUUUGCUCGCUGUAGUCCGGCUCGGGGCACUGUGGCCAGAAAAUGUAGAGAAUUUUAUUUGAAACGACUGGAGAGGACUGCGAGUAUGCAAAAAAGAUGGAGCAUAUGCGAUGUUCCGCAAGAUAGUUUUCAGGAAUUUGAUUCACCGGCAGAUCUGAAAAAAGAUAAUGACGAUCUGAAAAGCAAUACUGAAAAUGAAACGAAUGAAAUAUCUAAUGAAAAUUCGAUUGGAAUACCAAGAGAUUGUGAUAACAGCUUCGGUGGAUAUCCUUUAAGAAAAUGCAGAUCAAGCUUUGAUCUUGCAAUGGAUAGCUUACGUAAAGAAAUCAGUUCAUUGAUUGCUCAAGAUAACGAUCUCUUUCGUCAGUUGUUGUCGCUCCAUGACUCAAUAGCAGAAUUGAGAGAACGUCAACGACAUAGUGCCCUAUGCAUGGAUGACGAAGAUGAAGACGAGGAAGAGGACAUUGAAAUCAGUCGAUGCGUUGGAAAUCGGAGCACUGAAAGCAACUCUCCAAGUCUCGAGUCGCUCUCUGAUCCCGGAGAGCUUCCAGAAACGUCUCCAGAAUCCACACUUUCCUCCCGCUCUAGUCUAUCCGGUACCAGUUCCGAUUCCUGCAAGCAACAUAUUUACAAAAGUUGCGGUAAUCAUCACCGUAAUCGGUAUCGGAAAGAUGACAAGCAUAGAUAUAGGGCGAAUAACAAAAAUCCCAACGAUUCUAGGCCACUUGUAUUUAUAGACAAAUCUGAGAUUUGCUUCAGGUGUCGGAAAAUGGCGCCUCCAUAUCGAAGAUCUAGUUCGAUCACAAGUUUAUAUUACUUGCACGAGGACAUGGAAUCUUACGAUUCGGGUAUACAUCUGCAAGGUUCGCACUCUGAUUCAGAUCAUGAAAUAUUCGUGUGAAAACUCUGUGCUUACUAUAUGUGUGCUUGUUGUGAAUGUCUGAUAGUCAGUGCAAUUUUUUUUCUAAAUUUGCAAUUAAAGACAAUCCUAGAGCCUGUCAUGCUGUUUAGAUUAGUUAUGUAAAUAGUUAUUGUCAUGUGAGUCUUGUUUGUGCAUUGCGCAUAUCUUCAAACAAAUCAACAUUAUUUGUAUGAGUGCUUGUAUUUGGAUCAUGAUGUACGCAAUAAAGAAUUUUUAUAAGA
Parasteatoda tepidariorum (common house spider) is the source of this 1510-nucleotide messenger RNA. RefSeq lists its product as uncharacterized. NCBI's taxonomy places the organism in Eukaryota, Metazoa, Arthropoda, Arachnida, Araneae, Theridiidae. The record is from RefSeq and is a predicted model, not a curated record.